Molecule: messenger RNA, 1326 nt
Organism: Kogia breviceps (pygmy sperm whale)
Lineage: Eukaryota; Metazoa; Chordata; Mammalia; Artiodactyla; Physeteridae
Gene: SURF4
Product: surfeit 4
Biological process (GO): Golgi organization
Cellular component (GO): endoplasmic reticulum; endoplasmic reticulum-Golgi intermediate compartment; membrane
Source: RefSeq, a predicted model, not a curated record
GCCUACGUGGCAGCCGCUGGAGCCGCUGACGAGAAGUGAGGCCGGCCGCCGGCACUUCCUGUGGAGGCCGCAGCGGGCGCGGGCGCCGACGGGCCGAGCGCCGAGGGAGCGAGCGAGCGAGCUAGCCGAGCCUCCCGCCGCCGCCAUGGGCCAGAACGACCUGAUGGGCACGGCCGAGGACUUCGCAGACCAGUUCCUGCGAGUCACCAAGCAGUACCUGCCGCACGUGGCACGCCUCUGCCUGAUCAGCACCUUCCUGGAGGACGGCGUCCGCAUGUGGUUCCAGUGGAGCGAACAGCGGGACUACAUCGACGGCACCUGGAGCUGCGGCUACCUGCUGGCCUCCUGCUUCGUGCUCCUCAACCUGCUCGGGCAGCUGACCGGCUGCAUCCUGGUGUUGAGCAGGAACUUCGUGCAGUACGCCUGCUUUGGGCUCUUCGGCAUCAUCGCGCUGCAGACGAUUGCCUACAGCAUUUUAUGGGACUUGAAGUUUCUGAUGAGGAACCUGGCCCUGGGAGGAGGCUUGUUGCUUCUCCUGGCGGAGUCCCGCUCCGAAGGGAAGAGCAUGUUCGCGGGCGUCCCCACCAUGCGCGAGAGCUCCCCCAAACAGUACAUGCAGCUCGGAGGCCGGGUCUUGCUGGUCUUGAUGUUCAUGACCCUCCUUCACUUUGACGCCAGCUUCUUCUCGAUUCUCCAGAACAUCGUGGGCACGGCUCUGAUGAUUUUGGUGGCCAUCGGCUUUAAAACCAAGCUGGCCGCUUUGACUCUCGUCGUGUGGCUGUUUGCCAUCAACGUGUAUUUCAACGCCUUCUGGACCAUUCCCGUCUACAAGCCCAUGCAUGACUUCCUCAAGUACGACUUUUUCCAGACCAUGUCGGUGAUCGGAGGCUUGCUCCUGGUGGUGGCCCUGGGCCCCGGGGGCGUGUCCAUGGACGAGAAGAAGAAAGAGUGGUAACGGACCCCUCCCCGCCUGGCUGGGAGCCGUGGCCGUCGAGGACUGGUUCAGGGUGGACUCGACCAACUGCCAGCAUCUCUGUAUCCUCUUCCCUCCCCUCCCUUGGUAAAGGCACAGAUGUUUUGAGAACUUUAUUUGCGGACACCUGAUAAUUGAUGGCUAAAUCUGCUCUGGACCCACAACCUGCUAUCUGACCACGCAGAGCUGGCCAGCCCGUGGUCAGCACCUCCCUCCCCAAGGCAGGCCGCAGCUGCUUGGGGUGAGCGGCUUGCUUGGCUGUGGCCUUGCAGUCCUGUUUUUUUGGGUUUCUUUUUUGGGGUAGGGGACCUUCAAGCUGUACUGUGAGCAGAUACAUUUGUGUAUCAUUCAAA